AUGUUGCCAGUGACUGAUGUUCGCUUUGAACAUUAUCAACCUCGCAAUACUCUGGGUGUUCAAGACGCCAGGCCACGGAUAUCUUGGAAGAUCCUGCAUGACGAUACUUGCAGCACUCAAAAUGGCUACGAUGUCGAGUUAACCAGAUACGGGCCGAGUCAGGAAGUGCAAGACGUGUCUAUGGCAAGUCACCAGUCGCGGCAAAACAUCCUGACUGAAUGGCCAUUCAAAGAGUUUCUUGAGUCUCGUGAACAUGUAUCGAUUCGUGUUCGAGCUUGGGAAGAACAAGGACAGAAAACUGCCUGGAGCGAGCCUACUCAUCUUGAAGUGGGACUUUUGCAUCGGUCAGACUGGACAUGCCAACGAAUCACCGCACCGUGGGCUCAAAAGAGCACACAAGCUGGCCCUGAGGAUUUGUUCCGCAAUCAAUUUGUUCUUCCCAACAAACCUAUUAAAGCGCGACUUUAUAUCACAGCCCAAGGUAUCUACGAAGCUGAGAUCAACGGGCAGCGUGUCGGUGAUCAUUUCCUAGCUCCGGGGUGGACAUCUUACGAUGGACGACUCCAAUAUCAGACUUAUGAUGUUAUUUCGCACAUAGUUGCGGGUGCAAACUGUAUUGGAAUAAGAGUUGCAGAGGGCUGGUUCUGUGGCCGUAUUGGCUUUGAAGGCGGACACAGAAAUAUAUGGGGUCCUCAUACCGCUCUUCUUGCUCAAUUGGAAGUCACUUGCGCCGAUGGACAGACUUGCAGAAUAAACAGCGACGGCUCCUGGAAGGUGACACAAGGUCCGACUCGACUCGCGGAGAUAUAUGAUGGCGAGAAAUAUGAUAUGACAAAGGAGGUUCCAAACUGGUCGAUGGUGUUGGAUGAAGAAAGCCCGAAAGGCUGGACUGAUGUACAGACGCUUACAUUUCCGCCUGACUCUACUCAACUUACGUCGGGCUUCGCAGAGCCAGUGCGUCGGGUUGAAACCAUAAGUCCUGUCAAAGAAAUAACGACACCUAAUGGGAAACUGGUCCUUGAUUUUGGCCAAAACAUCGUCGGAUAUUUGCGUCUUUCGGGGAUCAAAGGACCCAGUGGACACAAUAUUACCCUUCAACAUGCUGAAGUGAUGGAGAAUGGAGAGCUUGGUAUUCGACCCUUGAGGAUAUGUCAAGCAAAGGAUGAGAUCAUCCUUAAAGACUCACUUGUGGAGCUAUCCUGGGAGCCAAGAUUUACUUUUCACGGAUUCCGGUACGCCCAGAUUGAUAAUUGGCCAGGUCCACUUGAUCUUUCUUGUGUGGAAGCGGUGGUGUGUCACACUGACAUGAAACCCGCUGGUCACUUCUCAUGCUCGGAUCUGUUACUUAAUAAACUAUACCAGAACAUCGUUUGGGGCAUGAGAGGAAACUUCCUAUCAGUACCAACUGAUUGUCCUCAAAGAGAUGAACGACUUGGCUGGACCGGAGACCUGUCACUCUUUGGCCCUACCGCAUGUCUUAUUUAUGACUGUUUUGGCAUUCUUAAGAAUUGGCUGGUCGAUCUUGAACAUGAUCAGGAUGUCCUUGGUGGUGUUCCGCCAAUGGUCAGUCCAAACGCCACUCUCCCAGAUCCUAUCUGGUGCAGGAAAGUGCCAUGCGCCAUUUGGCAUGAUGUAACGAUCAUAGCGCCAUGGGUUCUCUAUCAGGAGACUGGAGAUAAGAGCAUCUUGACUCAACAGUAUAACAGCAUGAUGAAAUGGAUGACAAUACUCCCAAGAAUGAAGUCAGGGCUCUGGGAUCCCGGACCCUUUCAACUCGGUGACUGGCUCGACCCAGCAGCACCGGCAGACCGCCCAUGGAAAGGUUCAACAGACGCUAAAAUGGUGUCAAACAUGUUCUUGCUACAGAGCUUAGAUCUGAUGAGUAAGAUAUGUGGCUUAUUAGGGAAAAAGCAGGAGCAUAUCCGAUUUGAGGAGGACUACCAGGCUACACGAGCCGAAUUUCAGCAAGAGUACGUUACGCCUAGAGGGCGCAUUGCCUCAGAUUCACAGGCUGCAUAUGCAUUAGCUAUCUGUCUUGACCUCCUUGACCCAACGCAAAGAGUACGAGCGGGAGAUCGUCUUGUGGAGCUCGUACGUAAGAACGAGUUUAAAGUGGGCACAGGGUUUGCCGCCACACCGUUCCUGUGCGAAGCCCUUGCAUCAACUGGUCAUUUACAAGUUGCAUAUACGAUGCUACUUGAAAAGGGCUGUCCUUCGUGGCUAUACCCUGUAACUAUGGGUGCUACUACGGUCUGGGAGAGAUGGGACAGUAUGUUGGAGGACGGCUCUAUCAACCCAGGGGAAAUGACGUCGUUUAACCACUAUGCGUUUGGCGCUAUAGCGAAAUUUAUGUAUGAGCGAGUUGCCGGGCUACAGAGGCUUGAGCCUGGAUGGAGGAAGGUUCGUAUCUCUCCUGCCAUUGGCGCCGCCUUUUCCCGAGCUUCUGCGUCACAUGUCUCUCCCCAAGGCACGAUUUACUUUGAGUGGGAUACCCAGGUUGUUGACGGGAACCACGAAAAAUUUGUGAUCCGAGCUAAAGUCCCCCCAAACACUGUUGCAGAGAUUGUUCUCCCGGGCGUGGUAAAGGAAGAAGUAAAGGAGGUUGGUUGCGGGGAGUGGUUUUUCACAUCAUUGUUCAAAAGAGAGUAUGAGUGGCCAGUUCUGCCGCUGCCAUCAAAGUCAUAA
Messenger RNA from Fusarium venenatum, 2685 nucleotides. RefSeq names its product bacterial alpha-L-rhamnosidase-domain-containing protein. The record is from RefSeq and is a predicted model, not a curated record. NCBI's taxonomy places the organism in Eukaryota, Fungi, Ascomycota, Sordariomycetes, Hypocreales, Nectriaceae. Gene Ontology annotation, biological process: carbohydrate metabolic process.